AUGAAGGGUGACUUGAAAAUUAUGGGUUUGAGUCUUGAGGUUGACAAUUAUGCAGACUACGAUGAGGCUUCUGAGGAACUGCAAGAAAGUGUGAGAAUGGGUGAUGAGCAUGAUGAUUUCCACAACACUCUCCUUCCCUUCCUACUCACCGUCUCUUGCUUGUUGCUAACCUCUUUCCCACACUCCCACUCUCAACCACCCCCACCACCACCACAACGCACUUGCUCUCACCAGUCAUACGCGUGCAGCAUAAACGUUUCCGCCAUCUUCUAUCCUUUCUGGGAACGCGCCCCACCAUGUAGCGACGGUGACGAAUCCCUGCUCUACUGCGGUGCUUCUUAUGGUAAUAAUCCUCCAAUCGAAUCUCCAUAUUUCACAGUGAAGGAGAUCAACGACGCCCAUCACACCAUGAAAGUGAUGCUAACAUACCCUGUCAAGGAUGUUUGUUCUCCGGAAUUUGUUCCCACUUACCAGAAUUUGAAUAACACUCUGUUCCAGUAUUCCGCGUCUGUGCACAACAUCACCACAUUCUUCGAUGGUUGUUCUGAUCACAUCCCAAAUUUCCCUUCAAACCGCAAAUUUGAGUGCGAGAAUGUUGCGCAUUAUUUUGAGGAGAGAGACAAGGAGGAAGAGAUGCUCCAGAAAUAUCCGAAGCUUAGGGAUUGCAAGCAACGUUUGCUAGUGCCCACUGCCGCUCCUCUGGAGCAUUAUGUUUACGGUGAUGAAGGAUAUGAUGUUCUGAGAGAAGCUAUCAGUGAUGGUUUUGAGGUGUACUAUGAUGUUCCUCAACAUUGCAAACGAUGCAACGAAACGGACGGAAGUUGCUGGAACGGUGGUAUUGGUGAAUAUGUAGUUUCAUGCAAGUAUUGCUCAAAUGAACACUGUUCUUCUCCCGCCGAAAAUAGUUUCGAUGACAAUUACGUUGUUGACCAGAUGACUUUGAGAAAAACUAUAGUAGUUGACUGCACAUUUUUCCAAGUCUUGCUGAGAUGGUCCCCACAAGUAUUAUUAGGUGGUUCCUUCUUUACACCUGCACUUCCAUCGUCCAGCUUUGACCCUGCCUGCACACCUAAAAGUUGUGGAAAUGGCCCAUCCAUUAAGUAUCCUUUCUGGAUUCCUGAUGAACAGGGAUCAUUUUGUGGCUAUCCCUCCUUUGAGAUCACUUGCUUGGACAAAAAUCCAAUUCUCAGAACUUCUAGUUAUGAUUUUCUGAUGAAAGAUAUCUCUUACUCUAACUCCUCAUUUACUGUGGCCAACAUAGCUUUCUAUGAGGACAAUUGUCCAGUUCCCUUAUAUAAUUACAGCUUUGAUCAAACUCCAUUUACCUACAGUUCAGAAAAUUGGAAUCUCUCUUUCUUCUACAACUGUACCACAGAACCCAUAGAUUACCCCACUUACGAAGUAGAUUGUGCUAAAAAUGCUUCACAUUAUUCUUUUGGGGUUUUUCACAAGGAGGCACUAGAGCACAGAAACUAUUCCUUGAACGAGUGUCAGUUUAUGGUUAAUGUGCCAUUUUACAAGAACGCUGCUGUUAAUUUCACUAGCUUAUUGAGAAUGAAUUACAUUGAGAUUUUGAAGAUGGGCUUUCUUUUGAAUUGGACUGCACCUGAUUGCCAGUACUGUGAGACAAGUGGUGGACGUUGUGGAUUUGAUAGCAAUCAGUUCCUCUGCUUCUGCAAGGAUAAGUCCUACUUAAAAACUUGUGGUAGUGGCACACUUAAUUUGCCAAGGAAAAUCCUUAUAGGUGUUGGUUCUGGUGUGGUGGGAGCACUUUUGGUGGGCAUUUGCGGCUAUCUCUAUAUUCGUAGAAGAAAGAAUAGUUAUGUAAUGUCAUAUAUACAAUCUCGGAGCCUCUCUUCUGAUCCAUCUUCAAAAGACACUGAGAAGGGAACUCAAAGCUUCACUCGCAGCAUUUUACCCGGAGUGCCCCACUUCUCCUAUGAAGAACUAGAAGAGGCCACAAAUUACUUUGACUCAUCUAAAGAACUAGGAGAAGGAGGCUUUGGGACAGUGUAUUUUGGAAAACUGCGAGAUGGACGUUCUGUUGCAGUGAAGAGAUUGUAUGAGAACAACUACAGGAUAGUUGCACAGUUCAUGAAUGAAAUUAAAAUCCUAGCUGAUUUAGCUCAUCCAAAUCUUGUGACAUUAUAUGGAUGCACCUCUCGCCACAGUCGUGAACUUCUGCUUGUAUAUGAGUACAUUCCUAAUGGAACUGUUGCUGAUCAUCUUCAUGGUCAACGAUCCAAACCUGUAACACUCCCUUGGCAUAUUAGAAUCAAUAUUGCUGUUGAGACUGCAAGUGCACUGAAAUUUCUUCAUCUCAGAGGCAUCAUCCACAGAGAUGUCAAAACCAACAAUAUUCUUCUUGACAGUAACUUCCGCGUCAAAGUGGCAGAUUUUGGACUCUCACGUCUUUUCCCACAGCAUGUCACUCAUGUUUCAACAGCUCCACAAGGGACUCCAGGUUAUGUGGAUCCAGAGUACCACGAGUGCUACCAGCUUACUAACAAAAGUGAUGUAUAUAGCUUUGGAGUGGUGCUGGUUGAGCUGAUAUCUUCCCUGCCUGCCGUUGAUAUCACAAGGCAUAGACAUGAAAUCAAUUUGGCCAACAUGGCCAUCAACAAGAUUCACAAUCAGGCACUACAUGAGCUUGUGGACCCGAACCUUGGUUUUGAAUCAGAUUUGAAGGUAAGAAAAAUGGUAAGUGCUGUGGCUGAGUUAGCAUUUCAGUGCUUGCAGAGUUCCAAAGAUAUGAGACCUUCUAUGGAAGAAGUGGCGGACACUCUCGAGGAUAUACGGAGUGAUGGCAAAAACAAAAGUCAGCCUGAGGUAAUGGAUAUCUCAAGCUCAGCUGAUGAUGUUGUGUUGCUGAAGAAUGACCCUCCUCCGCCAUCACCUGAUUCUAAUGCAGUGAGCAAGACAACAACACCAAAUACUAGUGGAUGA
Sphenostylis stenocarpa is the source of this 2946-nucleotide messenger RNA. The record is from the annotation of a GenBank genome assembly. NCBI's taxonomy places the organism in Eukaryota, Viridiplantae, Streptophyta, Magnoliopsida, Fabales, Fabaceae.